This is a messenger RNA of Oryctolagus cuniculus (rabbit), 1178 nucleotides long. The record is from RefSeq and is a predicted model, not a curated record. NCBI's taxonomy places the organism in Eukaryota, Metazoa, Chordata, Mammalia, Lagomorpha, Leporidae.
AUGAUAACGGGGCCCUCAGGCGGGCGGGCGGACCACCACCCCCCACCCCGCAGCAGCGCAGCCCAGUGGCAGCGGCAGCGGCUGGCGGCGCCUCGCUCGGCCCGCCGGAGGGCCCGGCCGGGCGCAUCCGGCGGAGGCCCUGUGAGCGCGCGGCCGCCGCGAGGCGCCUCUGCCGCCGGCGGGAACGUGGCGCGUCCCCGCGCGCGCGCGCACGCACGCACGCUCGCGCCUGGCGCGGACUCCUGCGAGGCCUCCGGUGCGGUGCUCGCCGGCGGUGAGCGAGCCGCCGGACAUCCUGUUGGCACCGGAGCGGCUGGGAAACGGUGGACACUGAUUUCUGGUUGUAAUCAGGAGAUGCAGCGACUGCCACCGGUCUUGUGUCACCCAUUAUCUCGAGGCUGGAAGAGUCAGCAACUGAAGAGGGCUCACCCCGGUCAUCACAGAGGGCAUGAGGUCAUCCGGGUUUUCUGUUGAUGCACACGUCUUUUCAGACAAUUGGCAAAGGUGGAUUCAGGCUCCGGGAUCCUCCAGCAGGCCAUCUUGGGCUCCCGGUCACAAACUGGAGAAAUAACCUCUGCCGCUCCUGAUCAAACCGACUGAGAACCUCAGACAGGGACUUCACAGCCCGGCUGUCACCAGUAUUGCCACGAUCCGCCCUGCAGCACUCCAUCCUAAGUCAGGGAAAUUCUGUAGUAUGAACACUAUGUUACUAAUCCAGGAUAGACAAUUGAAGCAGCCUUAGACUGUCUUGAAUCUGAAGCUAGAGGAAUACAGGUACCUUAGCCAUCAAAGCAAGCGGCAGAGGUGAGGGGUGGCCCUGUCUGUGACACCGGAAUUGGGGGAACAAGGACGUGAGGCUCAGCCAUUCUCCCUCAUGGCCCUAAAGAGAUAAACUCUGGAAUGUAUUCCUUGACCUUGAAACUGAAUUGGGUCUCACACCCUGCAGCCUUCACACCCCAGCCUGCAUUCUUUCCCAGGUUCCCAAGGCCUCGCCCAGUUCCUGGAAUUCCCCUCUGCCUACUGCCCCCUACUCCCGCCCCCAGCCCUAGCCCUCUUUAAAAAGAACCCAUCCCUGGGGGUCGGGGCCUUCUGCCACAUGCUCCAUCCUGUACAUGCAGCACUUGGUCACCCACCUCUGCGGAUUUAUUUUCUCUGAAUAAAUUCAGUCUGGCUGUAAA